GCUAGUUACGGUUUUUGUCCAACCACUGCCAGCAGCACCACUCUAUGGCAUCAGAUAGAGCGAAAAUAGCGAAAGAUCAGGGCAAUGCAGCUUUCAAGUCGGGUGAUUACCCAGCUGCAGUCGGCCACUAUACAUCCGCAAUCCUGGCGGAUACCGAUGACCCGACAUUUCCUCUAAACCGCGCAGCAGCGUACUUGAAACUAGGCAAGAACGAGGAUGCAGAACGAGAUUGCACCACCGUUUUGAAGCUGAGCCCUGGCAAUGUGAAAGCUCUAUUUCGUAGAGGUCAGGCUCGAACGGGUCUGGGUCACUUAGAUAUGGCCCUUACAGAUUUCGUCGCGGCAUCCGAACGGGAGCCCUCUAAUCAAUCUGUGAAGGAGGAACUUUUACAAGUUGAUAGACUAAUUCAAGAUCAGAAGCAGAAGCAUGACAGUGCAACCACUUCUCGUCCAAGAACUAUACCAGCUACUCCAGCGACAAGGCGGAAGCGCAUUCCAAUAGAGAUCGUUGAGAACCGUUCUAAAGCGUCGCAUCAUCGUCGUGAAGAGCUAGCAGCAGAAGAUGCUAAAAAGCAGCCUCAAGAUCUUGGGGACAGUGGGCUUCUGCAGCCAAUUUCUUCCCGGGUGUUACUUCGGAGUGACGAACCUAGUUCAUCCAGCAUCAAACCAGAACCGAGCACUAUGUCACCUCUACCGAAGCAAACGACUUCAACGAGAACGGAAAGUUUCAAAGACGCAAAGCAGUUACGAGAUGCUGCAAAGGCCUCACGCGUUGGUGGGGGGAUAUUCCGACCAUCUGGCAACCAUACGUUGUUUGCUAGAGACGACGAAAUGUCUGGCGCGGCUACAGCGAUAAUCUCGCCUCCACCCACGGUUGAUGACACUGUCCCAAAAGCUCCUAUGACUCUCUUUAACUUCACAAAGAUGUGGGAGUCGCACAUGAAAGACGAAGAUCGUUGGAACAUCAUUUCUGGAAUACCACCAAUGUCGCUUCCCAAGAUGUUCCAGGCGUCACUUGAGCCAAUUUUACUCUCAUCGAUACUUCAGCAUUUUGAACGAGUCAUAGAUCAACAAAUCGCAGCUCCGGGUGAUGUGCGUCAAUAUCUGGUAUCUUUAUCAAAAGUCCAGCGGUUCGGCACGAUCAUGCUAUUCAUGAACAAGGACGAGAAAAUGCUUCUAAAGGAGCUUUGGGAGACAUGUGGAAAGCUAGACAGCACCUGACCGUAACGUAAUAUGGAUACUAGUAGGAUGCACUACUAUUGGGACAUGAGUUUGUGAUAGCUCCAUAUCAGUAGUUAAUAAACUACUUAAGACUGGGCCCAGCUGCAGGUACCUGAUCGUA
Molecule: messenger RNA, 1341 nt
Organism: Suillus clintonianus
Lineage: Eukaryota; Fungi; Basidiomycota; Agaricomycetes; Boletales; Suillaceae
Exons: 6
Coding region: 45-1220 (391 amino acids)
Molecular function (GO): protein binding
Source: RefSeq, a predicted model, not a curated record